This is a messenger RNA of Dermacentor albipictus, 2259 nucleotides long. RefSeq lists its product as uncharacterized. Lineage: Eukaryota; Metazoa; Arthropoda; Arachnida; Ixodida; Ixodidae. The record is from RefSeq and is a predicted model, not a curated record. Gene Ontology annotation, molecular function: acyltransferase activity, transferring groups other than amino-acyl groups.
CGUUCGGUCGGCCGGUGAUCGCGUGCGGCGCCAUGCUAUCGUCGUUCCGCUCGCCUUGCCUCGACGGCUCGGCGGAGCCGUUGCGCUUCCGAAGCCGCAAGGCGUCGAGGCCCCACGUGACAGCGUCGCCGGUCCUAGUGGAGUUUGGCAAGCUCGCCACCGCGGGACAGCGUCGCAAGAGGCAGUCCACGGUCGCCGCAGCGGGUCUGACGCCGUCGAGCACAUCCAUCGACGAUGACCAGGGGGCGCUGAUGCACGCCGCAGCGGCCCUGUACGCCAGCUGCAUGCGGCCUGGCAACAACAGCGGCGACUGCCUGGUCCAGCCACAGGCACUGUACCGUGCGCUCUGCGCUGAAGGUGCCCGAACGCUGCUUAUACUCAGGGACGCCCAGGAGAUCGUGCAUGAGUGGGAGUCCAGUGGGCGCGACCGGACUCUAAGCAGCCCUGAGCUUUCACCAGUUGGGCCGAAUGGCUCGGCAUCCACAGAGAUCAACAACAACCCGCCAGAGUUGGGGUCGAAGGCCCAGACGCUAGUGCCCGCUUCAAAGCCAUGGCAGCGGAUCGUACCGCUCGACCGCACAGCGUCAGCCGACAGCGAGCGUCGUACGCAACCGGGGUCCGAGGAAGACGAAGUUGCGCAAGACAGCGACGAUGGCGGCCGCAGUGCUGACAAGGACGGGGAACGCGACGACCGCGUAUGGAUCGCUUGGUCUUCAAGACGGGUCCCAUCGGCCGAAGGCAGCGCCGAGGAAGACGGCGUCGAGCUGACGCUGUGCGGCGGCGACGAGACCUCGACGACCAGCGGCCGCGGCAGCACGUGCUCGGCGACGGCGCGCGACGCCUCGCGGACCGACCCCUUCUCGGACGUCUUCAGCGACCUCUCGGACUCGGACAGUGAAAUGGAGGAGGAAGAGGAGGAGACGGAGGAAGAAGGCCUGCAGCGUUUCCUGCGCGGUGUGGCCUCUCGGCGGCGUGAGCGGUCCCGCGCGCUCGCCUCGUGGAGCCUGGCGCCCAGGCACGUGGGACCCGAGCACCGCCUCCUCGGAUGUGCCACGUUCAUCAAGAACUACAGGAUACCCGGAACAAGGGCGUGCUUCCUGUCACUGCUCGCCGUUCGCAAGGGCUUUCGCCAGCAUGGCAUCGGCAGCUACCUGCUAAAGCAAAUCAAGAGCCCCACAGUGGUUGGACCGUACGAUGCCCUUCUCGUCCGUGCGCCGACCAUUAGCCGACGUUUCUUCAUCAAACACGGCUUCACCGACGACAUCGUCCUCAGCAGCCGCUUCAGGGAAGCGGACGAAGCGGAAUACGAAGGCAGCCUGCUCUGCUACCUGCCGCCUUUCGAUGGACACUACCCGUCCCUGCCCGGCACAGCGGAGUGGAACCGGCCGGAAGCCUUGGCUGCAAUGGAAGAGGAAGUGGAACGCUGGAAACAGAAGAGCCUGGAGUCGUACCAGUGUCAAGUGACCUGCCUUGUCCGACUGAGGCACGAGGUUCUACGGUUGCAUGCCCUGCUGCAGGAACAGGAACACUCCAUGCAGGCCUUGCGGAAGGAAAACUGCAGACUCCAGUCCAGACUCUCCCGAGCCGAAAAGAAGUCAGCCCGUUCGCUGAUUGAGACGUUAGAGAAAGAAGCGGCCGACUUCGAACGCCUCUGCAACCUGGGACAGCAACUCCAGCAACCGGGAACUGCGAGCGCCUUGCACGAGUCCCGGGCGAAGCUGCGCACAGCCUACCGCUGAAAAAAACAACAACAAAAAAAACGAAGACGACCAGACAUCGAGGCCCUUCGAAAGCCUAUACCGUUUUGUGCAUCUCGUAGGGCAGGUCACAUGUGAAUUAUUUUUUCGAACCUGUAGCGUCAUUAACCAGAUAUUUAUGUAUCUUCCGGUCAUUUGGUGCGUGCGUCAUAAUUCAAGUCAUGAUGUUGUGGAUAUAUCGAACCUCCGCGAUGCUUCGUUGGGACUGUGGUAAAGUACCGCGUACUCUUGGCGGGGUCAUUACAAGGACGCGUGUCAGGUUUCAUACGUACGAGAAAAUUUACCACUCGUAGUGGCAGCCUUUUUUCCAGCGCAGAGGAGAUUCCAAACGCAGCAAUCUUGACUACUAAUUCCAUCAGCUAAGAAUAAUAAUGUUCGUAAGGCAAAAAGGAGGUAAACAAGCCAAUUAAGACACAUGGCAAGUGCUGGCCAAUCACCAAUAUAUUAUUUUGAACACGAAAAAAACAAUGAAUGAAAAAUAAAUUAAGAAGUGCUUCUGUUA